GGAGUUUGCACAGAAGCAGGCGUUGCUCGGGCGCACCGCAAUUUGGGGCGCCGAUGAACGAAGAUCCACGGCACACCCUAAAUGGACCCGGCCAGCGACACCGUCGUCAACCCCAAUAAACCCCUUUCAGGGCAACGUACAAGGCGAGCAAUUUUGCGCAAUACCAGGCCGCCGCCAUUGAAGACAGACGGAGAAGUCCAAGCCGUGGAAAACAACGGCCAGAUUCAUGCGGCGCCUCGAAGUCCUCCGGGAUCCGAAUUUGGCCGGUGCGGGAGUAGCAAGGAACCUGUUUUUGCGCGACCGGUGUCAGUGGAAUGGAGCACCAGUGGGUGCACACAAGGAACGCUAUCCUCGGCCGCACAGAAGGAAGGCUCUGCAGCUCUCAAGCUGUCGUUGAACGUCAGCACGCGCAGAGCAAAGCCGUGGGGGCGGUCGCGCGGAACAAAUGAGAGUGAAGCAGAACGGGACACGCUAACCGUGUGCCCCGAUGUCCACGUCAUCUGUUCCCACCGUCCCAGCCACUUGCGACACGUGGCACGACAUGAUGAUAAUGAUGAUGACGGUGAUGAACACGAUGAUGGUGACGAUUACGGUGGUGAUGUUGAUCCGGGCGACGAUGUCGCUGACGAUGAUGACGAUGUUGACGUCGAUGAUGAUGUCGAUGAUGAUGUUCGUGAUGAUGAUGAUUGUGAUGACGACGAUGAUGACGAUGACGAUGAUGACGAUGUUGAUGAUGACGAUGAUAACGAAGAGGACGAUGGUGGUGAUUUCGACGACGGCGACGAUGUCGUUGAUGAUGAUGAUGUUGUUGAUGACGCUGAUGAUGUUGAUGAUGAUGUCGAUGAUGAUGACGAUGUUGAUGACGUUGACGAGGUUGAUGAUGAUGUUGUUGAUGAUGAUGAUGAUGUUGAUGAAGAUGAUGAUGAUCACGAUGACAAUGAUGGUGAUGAUGAUGAUGAUGAUGAAGAUGAUGACACUGAUGGCGGUGGUGACGAUGAUGGUGAUGAUCGAGGCGAUGAUGAUGAUGAUGAUGGCACGCAAGAAUCAUGGGGCCGCUCCCAUGGGCCGGCAAACAUGCCUGACACGUGGGCAGGCCGAACAACACUUUACCUUGAAGAGGGCACAACGCACACGAUGGCGCUGCUCUUUGACGGCUCAGAGUUCUUCGAGGAGGCGCAGUUCUUCGACGACGGCGAAGCGCACACGAUGGCGCAACUGUUCGACAAGGGGUUGCGUGAUGGAGGGGACCUUCUCGACACCACGCAUCUUCGAGUCGAUCUUCUCGAGACCACAGGCCAUGAGUGCCGAGACGCAAAUUCGCUUAGCAGAACCUUUUCGUCCUUGUGCGAAAUCCACAAUAUGUCUUCGUCCAGGGGCGAAGGGGAGCCUGCAGCGACCUCUGAGAUGGGAUCUGGGAAAGAUUCUACAAAACGGUCGUCUACGACCUCGAGGACGUGGUCCGACCACGCUAGGUCGAAAUGGUUCGUUGGCUGGUGCUCUGCUGAUGCUACGAACCCAGUCCAACAGCCGUAUGGUCCUGUGAUCUUCGUCGAAGCCAACAAGCACCGCAGGGUUAUGGGGGCUGUCUUGCGGUGGGAGAAUACGAAAGGCAGUUGUCGACUGUUCUACAUGAAAAAUGUGUACGGUUCGAAGGGGAACGUCGUCGCCGGUGCCAAGGGGGCAGUUUUCGACAUGUGUCUAUUCGAGGGGUUCGGAGCGGGUGCUGCGAACACCCCGUUCUACAACGACCUCCGGCGACAGGGCGGGUUUGUUUUGGGUCGAGAGUUCUUCGACCUGUUGGAGGACAAGGACAUUGCCCUCGACGUCCCUUGCGAAGUCGGUCCCGACCUGGAACUGUCAAUGCCUUUGCAGCCGUGCGGCGGUUGUGAGUCGAGCGGGGCAGCGGGGGAGGGGGGGGAUCUGGGUUCCAGGGAGGCUACACAUGUGCAGCGAGAGGAUGCCAGAGGUCAGUUUGACGACAGUGAAGAUGAGGCGACACCGCGUCCUCCGUUUCCCCGUCGAGGGAAAGAGACAGGUCAGGGAUUGGAUGACGAGUUGUGGGAUAACGGCAGGAAACACGUUUCCGACUUGGCGUUGUUCAAGGACUGCCCGCCGUAUAUGGGUUGCGACCAGGACAACUCGAUUGAGGUGACGGAGAAGUUGGCGGGCCACAAGAAGUUGUCCGUCGACUGGAGAAACAAGGUUCUCUCCGUGUUGAAUGGAAGCAGACUGAAGAGCCGGAAAGUUGCACUUGCCGAAGGCGUCGUUCACAUUAAAUGGAAAGACACGGGGGACGUGACAUCCAUCUCGCCGUUCGCCAACAACCCUUUAGAGGCGGACAUUAGGGGCGCAGAGCUGAAGGAGGCAGUGACUGCCACAAAGAGCCACACGUUCGUCCUCGAUCUUUGCGAGCCGGUUGACCUCAAACUGUGGAAGCCCCAAGCGUGGGAGACUUUGAAUUCCUAUCUUCAGACGUGGUGUCCCUCGCAUUACACUCUCGUUGUUUUCGUGCCGCGGCAGCACAACCUGUCAUUUCUCGCCAGCAUGCACCAUCUUUCUUUCGUCAAGCUGUUGGAAGGGAAGUGGGGCAGCGUCUAUGGGGAUAUCGAAUGCAAUCCGACCCAAUUCGUCGGUCUUCUUGAUUUUCUUGGCAAGAAGGGAGAGGGUGUCGUGUUCCUUGCGAAACCGCACGCGCGAAGCGUCUGGGAGCUUCUGAAGGCCGGUUGGGACGUUGUCGCAAUGGAAUGGAACUUCGACCUCUUGCAAUUCAUGAUGCAGGUGGUGAAAAGCGAGGUCAAUUCGAGUGGGCACAAUUGUGAGUUCAUGGUCGUGAGGCCAACACGGGAUAAGUCGCUGUACUUCGUGGAGUCCAAGGAGCAGUUGAAGUUAGCCAGUUACGCUUCCCUGAUCUCCACUGACGACGAGGAAGCCAUAGAUGUGGAGUUUGUCGCCAACGCGAAGGAGGAGGAGAGCGACAUGGAGAGCAUCGACCUGCAGUACGACCCGCCUCCGGCGGACCACGGACGAGGCGAGUGGGUCAUGGCUGUGGCAAUCCCGAGCGCGGGAUGGGUGUCAUUCCCACGCGAGUCGAAGUCAAACUUCCUGCAUCUCGCGAGGAUUUCGGUCCUCCAGAAAGUGAAGGUCGAAAAUGACACUUUACCACCCGACGACCUGUCCCUCAUUUCCACUGCCGGUCGACUGUUCGAUGAGCUUCAGGACAAGUGCUGGUUGGAAUUGACGGAGGACUACUACGAGCUCGACACGAGUCCGUCGAAGGGCGUGGUGGACUGGAAAGUGUCCCCUCCCAAUGGGUCGGACGGUGGUUCCGGGGGGGGGUCACCUGGAGGCGGAGGGGAUGGGGGUGGCGACGCAGGGGGUGGCAAAGGAAUCCCGCCUAUGGGGGAGAGAGGGUCUCACGGCCGCAACACGACACCGGGAGGCAGCGCCGGGGUGGCGGCCUUGGUUGCUUUGGGCAGUCGCUCGGCCGGAAAGCCGAAGUCCGCCGAGAUCCGAACUACGUCGGGUGAGGAGCCGCCAGAGCGGUCCGGAAUGCGAAGCUGCUCGGGGUCGGGGGAUCCAAGCACGGAUCGAGAAAUUCGCAGCAUUGUGGCGCGGGACGGAGACGUCGGUUCGGUGUCGCCUGAGCGGGAGCGACGGCCGCAAGGAUUGCACCGGGAGGCUGCAAGUGCAGGGUCCGGCAACACGGAGACCACGAAGUCCGUCGUGAUCCGAACUUCUUCGGGCGGGGUUUGUCGGCCAGGGAUUGUCGUGUCGUUGAGAGGGGCAUCGUGCACGGGGACGGAAGGGCGGUCCUCGCGAUUCGGCACGGGUACCGCGGAAGGGGACGAGUUUCGUGGGAGGGAAGAAGGGGAGGAAACGGAGGAACAGAAGGGAGCGCAAGAAAGGGAGGAAGAAGGGGAAGAAGAGGUGGAAGGGGAGGAAGCGGGAGAAACGGAGCUAAUUGAUUUGUUUGAAGGAAGGGAGGGUGCCGGGUCUGGAGAAGACGAAGUGGAACACAGUGAGGACGAUGCCGGAUCUGGAGAGUCGUCUGACGAGUUCGAACAACUGUACGGAGAGCAUCACGAGGAUGAUGUCGACGACGAUGCCACCGCGAUAGAGAUGGAGACACAAGUGGUCAGCAGCCUUUCCGCAGAGCCUGAAGAUUAUGCAGUCCGGCCACUGACGUCUGCUGUCGACUUGCAGCACCGGUUCGACGAGGCUUCCGUCGCUAUCAGCCCGUCUGAAAAAAGUCGACGUAUAAGCAUCGACGAAGUUAUCGACGGUAUCCUCGGCGACCACAACGUGUCUGCCCGUCCGUCCGCCAUUGCCAACGUCGCAUCUUCCGUGGGAGCUGCCCUCGCUUCGUCGCUGCCGAAGUCUCUGGUGCUGCAGGCCACCCUUGCCGUCGAAGGGGAAGGCGAGUGCGGUGGAGGACAGCAUGUGACGUCCCCAAAAAAAUCAAGGUUCGGCGGUCAGGCUCUCGACGUGCGCGCUUUGCCUGCGCCAAAUUCACCAUCGAAGGAGCGGAGAGAGAAACAGACUGGUAAGCAGUGAAGAACGCCUGCGCAUCCGGAUGUC
Messenger RNA from Chara braunii, 4578 nucleotides. The record is from the annotation of a GenBank genome assembly. NCBI's taxonomy places the organism in Eukaryota, Viridiplantae, Streptophyta, Charophyceae, Charales, Characeae.